CUUUCCCUUUUGGAGUAAGUAAAUCUCUUACUCCACCAUCUUCCUUUGUUGCUCUUCGCAGCAGAAUUCUCAGAUUUUGAUUCCUUUAGAUCGUGAUCCGUCUUGAGUUUUUUCAUCUCCGAUCUUCGAUUUCAAAUGUCAGAAGGCUACGCAAUCGAGCUUUACUUCGACCCAGCUCUCGAAAACCAAGUUUUGAAAGCUUGGAACGUCUUCGCUCGCCGUCAAAUCAGCACCAAAUUGAUCAACACUGAGUCUCGUCCACACAUAACACUCUUCUCCACCUCUUUCUUCGACUCAACGAGGCUCGAAUCCUUCAUCAAAAGCUUCGUCUCGAAGCAAGAACCAAUCUCGAUCUCGUUCUCCACUAUAGGCAGCUUCUCCAGCGACAACAACGUGCUCUUCCUGUCUCCGAUUCCGUCUAUGUCGCUUCUUCAGUUGCAGUCUCAGUUAUGUGAUAUGUUGAAGAAAGAAUCUGUUGAGAUUGGUGAAGAUUAUCGUGUUGAUUCUUGGGUUCCGUGUUGUCCUGUGGCUCUUGAUGUUCCUAAGUCUCGUAUGGCUGAGGCUUUCUCUGUUUUGAGGGAUUUGAAGCUUCCGGUGAAUGGUUAUGGUAUGGAGAUUGGUCUUGUUGAGUUUUCUCCUGUUCGUGAAGUCUUCUCAUUUCCUCUUGGUAACACUUUGGAGUCUUGAUCUUUUUGGUCUACUGUGUUGUGUUUGUUGAUUUUAGCUUUACUGUUUCAUGUAAUUGUAAAGCAUCGAUCUUUACUUUUAAACACUGAAUUUCUAAGAAUUAGUUGGAGAAUUUGCUAUUUAUCAAUCUAAGCUGUCUCAUUCCACGUGAAAUUUCUUCACUUUCAAGCUUUUCUCAUAUGUAUUUUGACCUGAAAUUUCUUCACUUUCACUUUCAAUGAUGUUAUGAUUUCUAGAGUUCA
This is a messenger RNA of Capsella rubella, 929 nucleotides long. RefSeq lists its product as uncharacterized. Bases 136 to 687 code for a protein of 183 amino acids. The transcript has a single exon. The record is from RefSeq and is a predicted model, not a curated record. NCBI's taxonomy places the organism in Eukaryota, Viridiplantae, Streptophyta, Magnoliopsida, Brassicales, Brassicaceae.